UUGUGGCUCAGGACUAGCUACGUCACGGGAUUCCGCGCCGUGGAAUGACGUCCCGAUCUUCGUGACAGGUAUUGUGAAUGGCUGGAUGCUUCGGGGAUGAGGCGCUGUAGUCGGUGACCCGAUUAAGGGCGCAGGAUGCUGAGUCGCCUGCAGGAGCUGAGAAAGGAGGAAGAGACGCUGCUAAAGAUCAAGGCGGCCCUGCACGAUCAGCUCAACAGGUUAAAGGUUGAGGAACUGGCUCUCCAAUCCAUGAUAAACUCUAGAGAAGGACAAGAUGUACAAUCCCACACUGAGGAGCCUGAGGAGGAUGCAUUCAAUGUGGAUGAUGAAGCUGUGAUAAACCAGACUGAACUACAGCUUAGUACACUAGACUACAAUCAGGAGAUGGAAGAGGAGGAGGAAGAGGAAGAGGAGGAUUCGGACACUUAGAACAUGUUACAUGAAGCAGGCUGUAGUAAUAUCCUAUUAACUGAGCUGUGUCCUUGUUUAAGUCAAAGGCCUUAGUAGCCUUCCCUACUACAUGGGGAAAGGCUGUAAUGUCAUUUCUUGCAUGUAUCCCAUUUGUAGCACCCUUUCUAACAGGGAAUUCAGUGCUGCCUGGCAAUUGAAGGGUUGAUAUCUGUAAAUACUGCCAUUAGAUUUCUAACAAUACAUUGCAAGUUUACACAAGUAUGUGAGAUGCUUUCAUAAGGGUCAUCAUUUUGUCACCAGGAUUGCACUGAAUCUUUACCUUCUCAUCAUGAGAGGCAGGGUGUACUGAGCAACCCCAUGUAUGGGUACACUUCCUCUGGAGAUACGGGUGGGGCAAAACUGGCAUCUCAGGGGUUGACAUGACAAGUGCCAGCUCCUCAAGGAUUCUAUAACUUUCAGUUUGAUGGAACCAUUUUUUUUUCUCUUUUGCAGUUGAACUUAAAGCACAAUUUUUUUGGCGAAGGACUAAGGGCCUUUGCAGCUGUGAAUCCAUAAAAAGCCAAGCAGUGAUGCCCGUAAUAGAUGGGCAGUGUGUAUGUGUGUGUGUGUGUUAAGAGUAUAAAACAAACGCAGCGUUCAGCACUGAGCAUUUAUACAUGACCUGUGCAAUGCAAAUAAAAUGUGUAUGAAGA
Pseudophryne corroboree (corroboree frog) is the source of this 1103-nucleotide messenger RNA. RefSeq names its product small nuclear RNA activating complex polypeptide 5 (gene SNAPC5). The record is from RefSeq and is a predicted model, not a curated record. The transcript is spliced from 3 exons. Lineage: Eukaryota; Metazoa; Chordata; Amphibia; Anura; Myobatrachidae. Gene Ontology annotation, cellular component: nucleus. Gene Ontology annotation, biological process: transcription initiation at RNA polymerase III promoter; transcription by RNA polymerase II. The coding region runs from base 136 to 429 and encodes 97 amino acids.